This is a messenger RNA of Pungitius pungitius (ninespine stickleback), 2087 nucleotides long. RefSeq names its product major antigen-like. The record is from RefSeq and is a predicted model, not a curated record. Gene Ontology annotation, molecular function: protein binding. The coding region runs from base 113 to 1783 and encodes 556 amino acids. The transcript is spliced from 16 exons. Lineage: Eukaryota; Metazoa; Chordata; Actinopteri; Perciformes; Gasterosteidae.
CUAAAUCCUUGAGUCAACCUAAAAACACAUGUUGCUUUUCCCAUUAGUUCAGUUUGGGGACUAUAUAAGACAGCUCAACUGCACCACUGUACUUCUGUGAGGACGUUGCACCAUGAGGGUUGUUCUUGGUUUGCUGUUGGUGCUGCUUGGUCUGUGUGGGUCAGCGGCUCAACAGGAGGGUUUCGCCAAGGUUGGUGAGAUCGGAGAGUUCCUCCAGACGGCUCCAAGAGACGCGGCUGAUGACUCCAUCGAGCACAAAACAAAGCAAAGCAAAGCGGACAUCUGGGCAGAGCUCAGGGCUCUGAGGGACACAGUGUCAGAUGUUAGGGUGGAGCUUUACCUGCUGCAGAGAGAUAAUUCUGUCCAAGACAUUAGGCUGUUGGCCACUGAGAGCAAAACAAGUGGCCUGGAAGGAGAGAUUACAGACUUACAGACCAGACUGAGCAGCAGUGAGAGUGAACUUCUCGUUAGCAACUCCAGGAUUGACCAGCUGAACAAAGAAAAUGCAGACUUACAGAGCAGACUGAGCAGCAGUGAGAGUGAACUUCUUGUCAGCAAGUCCAGGAUUGACCAGCUGGAGAAGGAGAAUGCAGUCCAAGAAAAGAGACUGAAUGCCACUGAGAGCCAAACAAGUGGCCUGGAAGGAGAGAUUACAGACUUACAGAGCAGACUGAGCAGCAGUGAGAGUGAACUUCUUGUCAGCAAGUCCAGGAUUGGCCAAGUGGAGAAAGAAAAUGCAGACUUACAGAAGAGACUGAGCAGCAGUGAGAGUGAACUACUCGUAAGCAAGUCCAGGAUUGACCAGCUGGAGAAGGAGAAUGCAGACUUACAGAGCAGACUGAGCAGCAGUGAGAGUGAACUUCUUGUCAGCAAGUCCAGGAUUGGCCAAGUGGAGAAAGAAAAUGCAGACUUACAGAAGAGACUGAGCAGCAGUGAGAGUGAACUUCUCGUAAGCAAGUCCAGGAUUGACCAGCUGGAGAAGGAGAAUGCAGACUUACAGAGCAGACUGAGCAGCAGUGAGAGUGAACUUCUCGUUAGCAAGUCCAGGAUUGACCAGCUGGAGAAAGAAAAUGCAGUCCAAGAAUCUAGACUGACUGCCACUGAGAGAAAAACAAGUGGCCUAGAAGGAGAGAUUACAGACUUACAGAGCAGACUGACCAGCAGUGAGAGUGAACUUCUCGUUAGCAAGUCCAGGAUUGACCAGCUGGAGAAGGAGAAUGCAGUCCAAGAAUCUAGACUGACUGCCACUGAGAGAAAAACGAGUGGCCUAGAAGGAGAGAUUACAGACUUACAGAGCAGACUGAGCAGCAGUGAGAGUGAACUUCUCGUUAGCAAGUCCAGGAUUGACCAGCUGGAGAAGGAGAAUGCAGAGAAACCAAAAGUGGCUUUUUACACAGCUCUUGAUCCUCAUUCACAAUAUAUUGGACCCUACAAUACAUACAUUACACUAAAAUACAGCAAUGUCUUCACCAACGUUGGCAAUGCUUACAGUCCAUCUACAGGUUUCUUCACGGCACCAGUCAAAGGGGUCUACUACUUCCAGUUCACUGCAUCUUCUAACAGCAAAGGUCAAAUGGCUAUAUAUGUGUACAAUAACAACGACCAUAUCAUGUAUAAUGAGGCGUUUAAUGAUGGUUCAUCCAUCAGAUACUUCACUAACUCUCUUGUCUUGGAGCUGAUAGCGGGAGACGAAGUUCGUCUUGUUCUCCCACCAAACCGAAUUCUCUAUGAGAACGGAAAUAACCACAACACCUUCAGUGGCGCUCUUCUCUUCCCACUGUAAGGAUGGGCUUUAGGCUGCUGUUGUUAUUGGCUACACUAUGAUUUACUGCAUCAAAUAAUGUGGUGAUGAAUCUGACUUUUUGUGUUGCACAUAACUUUUGAAUAAAUGACCUUACUAAACACAUACUAAAACUGAUUAAUGGUUCAAAUUAGUAAAUAUACCCCUGUGAGUGUUGUUUUAACAGGCUAUUAUGUUACUGGAUUAUCGUUGGCGAGUUGAGUCUUGGGUUUUCAGGGUUACAUAAUGUCAGGAAGUUAAACACUAUGAGGUAAACAAUAUUUAGCAUUAAGUUGACUUGGGGAUC